Salvia hispanica is the source of this 3491-nucleotide messenger RNA. Its product is annotated as squamosa promoter-binding-like protein 1. Gene Ontology annotation, cellular component: nucleus. The record is from RefSeq and is a predicted model, not a curated record. Gene Ontology annotation, molecular function: DNA binding. Lineage: Eukaryota; Viridiplantae; Streptophyta; Magnoliopsida; Lamiales; Lamiaceae.
UAAUCUUGGGUGAAAUGAUUUUUAAUUUUACAAGAAACGCAACAGACGCAGUGAAUUAAGCCUCAAUUUCUUUAUUUUAUUACCGGUCCCCAACAAACCAUGUCUAGAUUUCCUCUCUCUCUCUCAAAUCGCCGGCGAUUUUUCGGACCUGACACGUCUGCAGAUCAAAUCCCACAUCAACUAGAGUCACUUGUUACAAUCUCGAGUGCAAUUUACUUAUCCGCGAGAAACCAACAACGUGAGUUGGUCUAAUGGAAGUUUUCCCCUUCCCUUUUUUGGGACCAAAGCUGGAUUCUUUACGGUUUAGUUGAUCUAUCUUGCCUUCUAAAUUUGUAGAAUAGAGCUGUUAUUUGGCAUGUGGGUUGCUCUUGUUUGGGUGCAAGGAUGUUUGGGUGUGAUUUUCUUGGAUUUCUGGGGUUGUAGCGAGGCUGAUUGAGAUUGAUUCUUUCAUAGCGCUUCAAAGUUUCAAUCUUUUUUUGCUUGUGGGUGUUUCUUGAUUUUAUCGAAAAAUGGAGACUAAGUUUGGUGGAAAGCUGCAUAAUUUCUAUGGGCCGGUGGUGCCUGAGGUGGGGAUGAAGAGUAAUGAAUGGGAUUUGAAUGAUUGGAGAUGGGAUGGUGAUCUGUUUGUGGCUUCUCCUGCUCCUACAGAUUGUACAACUAGGCAGCAGCCCUUGAACAUUGAUGAAAUGAAUGAGAGGGAGAUUAGGGAUUUGGAGAAAAGGAGAAGGGAUGUUGAGGUUGAAAAGGAAGAUGUUGGUUCACUUAAUUUGAAGCUGGGGCAGGAAGAGUAUGAGUUGGAAGGGAAGAGUGGGAAGAAGAGUAAAGUCUCCAGUGGUAUCCCCCUGGCACCUACCCGUGCUGUUUGUCAAGUAGAGGAUUGCAAGGCUGAUUUGAGCACUGCGAAGGAUUAUCACCGUAGGCAUAAAGUCUGCGACGUGCAUUCUAAGGCUACGAGUGCUGUGGUGGCGAAUGUUGUACAAAGAUUUUGUCAGCAGUGCAGCAGGUUUCACGUUCUUCAAGAAUUUGAUGAGGGGAAGCGUAGCUGUCGCAGGCGGCUGGCUGGCCACAACAGACGGCGUAGGAAAACACAUCCUGAGAAUGUGCUAAAUGCAGCCAACCAGAAUGAUGAGAAAGGGAGUAAUUACUUACUCAUCACUCUGCUGAGGAUACUCUCCAAUCUACAACUCAAUAGCUCCGAUCAUACCAAGGAUCAAGAUCUACUGUCUCAUCUCUUGAAAAACCUUGCAAGUGUUGCCAGUACACCUGAAUUGCUACCUAUAUCUCAGGACACACAGAAUGCGGGGACGUCUUCAGGGGCUGCUCAAAAGGACCUUCCUACUGGUACUGGCCUAGAUGCAUCUGAUUUGACCAAAACAAGGGUGUUAACUGAUAAGACUGCAGGUGAAGUAGUACAUAAUGCAUCCACUUCAGGAUCUCCUUUACUGUUCAGGACGAACACAAGCAACUCCGUUCAAGGGAAGAAAGAUACUACAAGGACACAACUGAACAAUAUUGACUUAAAUAAUGAAUAUGAUGGCUCUCAAGACUGCUUGGAGGAGGAUCUUCCUGAUCCCUUUGCCUGUAAAAAUCUUGGAGAUAUGUCUUGUGCUGGCCCUUUAUGGUUAUGUAAGGAUUCUCAGCAGCCUAGCCCACCACAAAAUAGUGGGAAUUCAGGUUCCACACCGAGUCAGUCGCCAUCUACAUCUAGCGGAGAGACACAGAGUCGCACAGAUCGGAUUGUCUUUAAGCUGUUCGGUAAAGAACCAAAUGAUUUCCCUCUUGUUCUGAGGAGACAGAUUCUUGAUUGGCUUUCAAGUAGCCCAACAGAUAUGGAAAGUUACAUCCGACCCGGUUGCAUUAUCCUGACAAUAUAUUUGCGCAUGGAGAAGUCUUGCUGGGACAGUCUUUACUGUGAUCUCACAUCCAGUUUGAGAAGGCUUCUUGAUUCAUCUACUGAUCCAUUCUGGAAGACAGGAUGGAUAUAUGCUAGAUUACAACAUCGUGUCACAUUUAUUUAUAAUGGCCAGGUUGUGUUAGACACCCCCCUCCCUGUGAAAAACAAUCAAAGUUGCAGAAUAUCGAGUAUCAAGCCAAUUGCUGUUACUGUGUCAGAGGGUGUUCAGUUUGAAGUCAAAGGACACAAUUUGACUCGUUCUACAGCAAGGUUAUUAUGCACUCUAGAAGGGAAGAUUCUAAUUCAGGAAAAUUGUGCUGAUAUGAGAGGAGGAUCAGAUUCUUUGAUUGAACAUGAUGAGAUUCAGUCGUUCAACUUCUCUUGUGCUGUACCAGACGUUAUUGGAAGGGGUUUCAUUGAGGUUGAGGACUAUGGUCUCAGCAGCAGCUUCUUUCCAUUCAUCGUUGCAGAGAAGGACGUCUGCUCUGAAAUUUGCACUCUGGAAAGUUCUAUCGAGCUUCCUGAUUCAGCUAAUGCAGAUGAUAACGCACUAGAAAUCAGGAACAAAGCUCUGGACUUCAUACACGAAAUGGGUUGGCUGCUCCACAGAAGCCACAUGAAAGUUAGGUUAGGUGAUGUGGAUCCAUUCCCUUUCGAACGUAUCAGGUGCCUUCUUGAGUUCUCCAUCGAUCAUGACUGGUGCGCUGUAGUGAAAAAGCUAUUAAGCACUGUAUUUGAUGGUGUUGUGGACUUGGGACUAGAUUAUUCCAAUAUACAAGCUUUGCUGGAUAUUGGCCUCGUUCACCGAGCUGUUAAGCGAAACUGUGUAGCCAUGGUGGAGUUUCUUUUAAGUUAUCGCAUCGACAAGACAGGAGAGCGAGAACAUAAGCUGGUCGGCGAGGGUGGCUUCUUGUUCAGGCCCGAUGCCAUGGGGCCUGGUGGAUUGACUCCUCUUCAUGUAGCCGCCAGUUUAGAGAGGUGUGAGGAUGUUGUGGAUGCAUUGACAGAGGAUCCUGGAUCGGUGGGAAUUGAAGCAUGGAAAAAUGCUCGUGACAGCAGCGGGUUGACCCCCCAUGACAAUGCAUGCCUCCGUGGUCAUUACUCGUACAUCCACCUAGUGCAGAGGAAGCUGAACAAGAAACGGGGAAAAGGGCACGUGGUGGUUGACAUCCCCAGGGUGUUAGAGAAGAGCAAGAAGCAAAAGGUGGUGAAAUACGCGCCUUUGGAGAGCGAGAAACAUUGCAGGCAAUGUGAGCAGAAACUGGUGUAUGCAAGGCGUAGAGGGUCGGUGAAUAUAUACAAACCAUUAAUGGUUUCACUGGUCGCGAUUGCUGCAGUGUGUGUCUGCACAGCGCUGCUCUUCAAGAGCUCGCCGGAGGUGUUUUGUUCAUUCCAUCCCUUCAGGUGGGAGCUGUUGAAGUAUGGAUCCCAGUAGUGAGAGAAGAGAGAGUUGAUGUUUGAUGAUGAUGAUUUGAUUGUUCUUGUCUAAAAAUGUAAGUUAUUUUGUUGAUGGUUCUUGUCUAAAUGUAAGUUAUUAUAGAGAUGAAUUGACGAAGAUUUUAAAAUACAAUAAUACACAAAUGUCUUUACGACUUUA